Messenger RNA from Lachancea fermentati, 1365 nucleotides. The record is from the annotation of a GenBank genome assembly. NCBI's taxonomy places the organism in Eukaryota, Fungi, Ascomycota, Saccharomycetes, Saccharomycetales, Saccharomycetaceae.
AUGGUUUGCCAGCAUAUAAAUCAGGUUUUUCAAAACGAAAAAACUCGUGAUGGCGUUCUAAAGACCUGCAAUAUGAUUCGAUUCAUUGUGAAUCAUAGUGACUACAAGAAUAGACUCUUGCACUCGAUGAGAUGUUCAGAAUGCUUCGAAAUUAAUUGCGGCUCUACAUUCAUGUGUCUGCAAUGUGGAAUAUGUGGCUGCUGGAACAAGCAGCAUUUUAAAAUGCAUAGUAAGAAGGUGGGCCAUAUCUUUGGCAUUAAUUCUAGUAAUAGUCUAUUGUUCUGUUUCAAAUGCAACGACUAUAUCGGUGAAAAUGAGAUGCUGAUUAAUUCUAUGCUCAUGAAAUAUUGGGAUGACGUCUCCAUCAAGAGUGAAAUUCCGUUUGUGGAUAGAAGAGAUGGGUUAUGUGGAUUGGUAAACAUGGGAUCGACGUGUUUCAUGAGUAGUAUCAUCCAAACACUAGUUCAUAAUCCAUAUAUCCUCAAACACUUUAUGGACCAAGAACAUGCCAUUAAAUGUGAUUUGCAAGGUAGUUCAUCCUGCAUUUCAUGCGCGUUGGAUCAAAUCAUUCAAAAUUUUUAUGGAACACCCUCAAGUGACGAUAGUGCGGCGCAGCAGCAAGGCUUUAUCGACAUGCUUACUUGUUCUUGGAAGAUCAAUAAAAAUUUGGCUGGCUACUCGCAGCAGGACGCCCAUGAAUUUUGGCAAUUCUUUCUCAAUCAGUUGCAUGCGGACUACGUGCGGACUACUGGAAAGAAUACCACAAAGGUACUGCAGUGUAAAUGCAUCGCUCAUUCCUCAUUUGAAGGUUGUCUACGAAGCUCUAUUUAUUGUUCAGAUUGCCGUGAUGAUGGCAAGACUACGUUUGACCCUAUGAUGGACUUAUCCUUGAACAUCAAAAACAAGAGGACUUUGAGUGAAUGUUUGAAGAGUUUUCACAAGGGAGAGCAAUUGACAGAUUUCAAUUACAAUUGCCAUAAAUGUGGUUCCACACAUAAUCCUAUAAAGCAAUUGACCAUAGCUAAACUGCCCCCUGUCCUAGUCCUACAACUAAAGAGGUUUGAGCAUCUGAUGAACGGAAACAGUAUAAAAAUCAACGAUAGUGUAGAGUUUCCAAUAUAUCUCAAUAUGAGUCCUUUUUUGCAUGCAGUAGAAGAAACUAGGGUACCGGAUGUGGUUUAUGAGUUGAUUGCCGUUAUAUCUCACGAAGGCUCUGUUAAUCAAGGGCACUAUACUUCUAUGUGCAAAAUACCAGGCGGGCAAUGGUUUAAAUUUAAUGACUCAAUGGUCGUGACUAUAUCUGAGGAGGAUGUUCUAAAGCAACAGGCAUACCUACUUUUUUAUGUCAUCCGUCAUGUUCAUUGA